AACCGUUAUAAACCUCCGGCUUUCCAUCUAUAAACCACCUAUAUCUACACUACAAUGGACUUCUUCAAGAAAAACGACAAUACCCAAUCGCAACAACUAUCUGGUGCACCUCAGGAACAGUCGAAAGGCCAGGGUGGGGGAUUCUUGAGUAACAUGAUGCACGGUGCUUCUGGUGCACCUCAGGACCAAGUGUCGGGUCAUGGGGGUGUUGCUCCUGCUAGUAGUGGUACUGGAGGAGGAGGCCUCAUGGGCAAGUUCAAUAAUGCGUUGGGAGGCGGUGCUUCUGGGGAAAAGAAAGAGGACGGUUUGGAUAAAGCCGUCGACUAUGUCCAAGAGCACGUCUUUAAACAAGGCCCCCAGACCAAUGAAUCGGCCGCAGAACAGAUGAAAGACGAGACUAUUUCGGAUUCCAUUAGGAAUCAGUACAAGAACAUGACGGGGAAGGAUUUCCCUAUAGCUGACAAGUAAAAGCGAGGAAGAAAGAUGAGAAGAAACCCAAUUUGUUGCGAGCGAAGCGAGCAAUCCUUAUCAACGGGCGAGGGGCCCGGUCAACUUUUGUUUGUGAUUAUUUGUCGUUUCCGUUUCAAUGUCGCGCGACCUGCUUGCUCGUCGCCUUUGGCGAUGGGCAGCCCUUUCGUACUCUAUUCUACCUUUUCCAAACCUCGAAAAUCAACAGAGAAGACAUAUUACUACCCAUGUAUCAACAUUAAGAUCAGAGAAAUGUAGACAAGCGGUUGGAGGCACAACAU
Messenger RNA from Marasmius oreades (fairy-ring Marasmius), 749 nucleotides. RefSeq lists its product as uncharacterized. The record is from RefSeq and is a predicted model, not a curated record. The transcript is spliced from 4 exons. The coding region runs from base 55 to 468 and encodes 137 amino acids. NCBI's taxonomy places the organism in Eukaryota, Fungi, Basidiomycota, Agaricomycetes, Agaricales, Marasmiaceae.